GGGUCUUUUUGUGAUUUCAUUUAGUCUUUUGUGAAGCAAAUGAGGCCAGUCGUGUUGGCAGUCGUCCUACCAACAAACCUCUGCGCAGAGUUCAGAUCGUUUGGUGUGGACGCUUGAUUCCAGACGACAGGUGAUACCUGCAACCACAAAGACAAAACGGGGUGGGUGGGUUGUGGAAAGUGAGAGCUCCCUCUGACAAAAAAAAUGAAAUGACAAUAAGAGGUGGAGCAAGAGCAAAGGAGGAGGAAUAAAACUGAGAGGUGAAAAGGGCGGGGCGCUGAGAAGAGAGCUAUAAAUCAAUAGUGUUAGUUUUCCUGAGCUGAUCAUCACCGUUCCUCUGACGCUGAUAUUUAGCUCCAACAUGCGAGUUGUUGUGCUGCUCUGCCUGCUGUGUGUCUCUGCGAACGGCCAGUAUGACUGGGACGGACCUGGACGUGUCGCUCCGGAUUCUGGCAGCAAUGACGGCAACGCCUGCAACGUGGACCAGGCGUCCUGUGGAUGCUGCCUCAUGCUGCAAGAGAUGAACCGCCUCAAGACGUACUUUGACACAACUCUGACUGACCUCGAGGAGGAUUUUAGAAAGACAAACCAAAGUCUGAGCACACUCAAAGCUAAACGCGCCUCCUUCACUGCUGCUCUGUACACUGGAGAUAAUUUCAGAUGUUUCGGGCCUUUUGCCACCAACAGCGUCAUCGUCUACAAAAACGUCUUCCUUAACCUUGGCGCGGCCUACAGCACGGAAACCGGACUCUUCACCGUCCCCUUCUCUGGCGUCUACAGCCUGGCCGUCACCUCCUACAGUGACUCCGGCUCUCCCGGUUUCACGCUGGCGAUAUGCUCCAGUCUGCAGGUCAACGGCAAAACAGUGGCAGCAGCCAAAGACUUCAACACGAACGACAAGGAGGACAGCACCACCAUCGUCGUGGCGCUGCAGCUGACGGCUGGAGACAAAGUGUCGGUCAGCCUGGCCAAAGGCUGCUUCCUGUGUGACGACAACAGCCACUACAACACCUUCAGCGCCUUCCUGCUCCACACCACUGAAUGAGGCUGCCCUGCUGCUUUCAGCCCCCGCCUCUGAACUAGUUUAAGUCCAUUGUGUUUGUUAUGUUCUAACUAAACCCAGAGUCAUCUAUGUUUUAUAACUUCCAUUCCUCUGAAAAAAAUGAAAAAAAUAUAAUAAAUGAAAUAAAAUCAAGAAUUUUAGCAAAACCAUUUUAUUUUUAAAGCCAAUAAGCUAUGUAACAUCUCUGCUGUUGACCUUAAUAAAGUAAUAAAACGUGACUUGAUUUGCUGUCAA
This is a messenger RNA of Oryzias melastigma (Indian medaka), 1297 nucleotides long. RefSeq names its product cerebellin 20 (gene cbln20). Gene Ontology annotation, molecular function: protein binding. The record is from RefSeq and is a predicted model, not a curated record. NCBI's taxonomy places the organism in Eukaryota, Metazoa, Chordata, Actinopteri, Beloniformes, Adrianichthyidae. The transcript has 4 exons. Bases 362 to 1045 code for a protein of 227 amino acids.